CUGGGCCGGGCCGCCCCCAGCGCCAAGGGCCGCGGGGACACACCCCGGCCGCGCUCCCUUCCCUCACAGGCUGCGCCCCGCGGCUGCCUCCCCGCCGCUGACAGGACGGCGGCCACCGCCUCCCUCCUCGCCCUGUCAGCCCUCACUGACGGCCGGCGGAGGCGGCUUGUUAAGCCGGGGUUCGGCUCCGCCGCGGCCUCUCCACCUCGCAGGGCCCAGGAUGCGGGGCCUGGUGGCGGCCGCUCUCCUGCUGCUGCUGAGCGGCGCCGGUGCGGGCGCCUUCGCCGGCGGGAGGAGGAAUGUGGACCCCGAAACGAACAUGAACAUCAGUCAAAUUAUUACCUUCAGGGGAUACCCGAGUGAGGAGUACGAGGUGACGACAGAGGACGGGUAUAUCCUUUCCGUGAACAGAAUUCCUUACGGAAGAAGAGGCCCUGGGAGGAGCAAAGGCCCGAGGCCUGCCGUGUUCCUGCAGCACGGUUUGCUCGCCGAUGCCAGCAACUGGAUCACAAACCUGGAUUACAACAGCCUGGGCUUCAUGCUGGCGGACGCCGGCUACGACGUGUGGCUGGGCAACAGCAGAGGGAACACCUGGUCCAGGAAACACACCCAUUUCACCGUGAAGCAAGAAGAAUUCUGGCUUUUCAGCUUUGAUGAAAUGGCCAAGUACGACAUUCCAGCCUCGGUGGACUUUAUUUUGAAGAAGACAGGCCAGGAACAAGUAUAUUACAUUGGCCACUCACAGGGCACCACAAUGGCUUUCGUUGCUUUUUCAACUUUGCCACAGCUGGCUAAGAAAAUCAAAAUGUUCUUUGCCUUGGCACCAGUAGCUACAGUCAAGUUUGCCACCAGCCCUCUUGUAAAACUGGGAGUGUUUCCUGACCUGCUACUCAAGGACAUGUUUGGGAAGAAACAAUUCCUCCCUCAGAAUUACUUGCUGAAGUGGCUUGCGACCCACGUUUGCACCCACAGAAUACUUGAUGACCUUUGUGGCAACAUAUUCUUUCUUCUCUGUGGCUUUAAUGAGAGAAACUUGAAUAUGAGCCGAGUGGACGUGUAUUCAACACACUGCCCCGCGGGGACUUCUGUACAAAACAUGAUCCACUGGAGCCAGGCUGUGAAGACUGGGGAACUCAAAGCUUAUGACUGGGGAAGCAAGGCUGCGAAUAUGGCUCACUACAACCAGUCCACUCCCCCCUUCUACAAAAUCAAGGCCAUGACGGUGCCCACGGCGGUGUGGACGGGUGGACAGGACUGGCUGGCCGACCCCAAGGACGUCGCGAUGCUGCUCACCCAGAUCACAAACCUGGUCUACCACAAAAACAUUCCAGAGUGGGAACAUUUGGAUUUCAUCUGGGGCCUCGAUGCACCUUACCGCAUGUAUAACGAGAUAAUUAACAUGAUUAGGAAGUAUCUCUAAACCGGCUUAGUAUUUCAGAGCAUUAGUUCACCAGGAAUUAAUCUUUUUGGAACACCUGCUUUUCCUGGCCAUAACGCUACCUUGCUUAUUUAUGAUGCAUUUUUAAAAUGCCAGCAGUGACUACUGAAUCAGAUUCAAUGUUUGGUGGGGUUUUUCUCAGUAUUAUUUCUCACUCCUGCAGCAAUCCUCAGUGGAUUCCCUGUGGAUUUUGCACCCCGUGGGGGGGUACUCAGAACCCAGCAGCGUGGCAUGUCGUGGGCACAGAGACUUCCUGACGUGUCUGAAAGACAAGGGGGUCCCUUCAGUGCCCCAGGUGCUUGGCAAUUAAACCAGACAGUAUUUUUGCUGUGCGUAAACCCCUGUGGUUUCUGAGUACCUGUGGGAAGUGCCCCUCGGCCCGCACUCACCCCUUCGGUGCUGGUACUUUAAAAAGCACUUAGUGGCUUUUUGCUGCCUUGUUGUUAUUUUAGCCAUUAGUCCAAGCUGGCUUUCUUCGGAUGACUCCCUCUUUCAAUGCUGCCCAGGAGAGCUGUGGUGAAGCCAGAGAAGGUCACCGCUGUCGGUUGAAAUCUCCGAUGUUGGGACUGAUUCAUCCCUGUGUAUUUUUUGAUUCAACGGUGUCCCUGGAGCCUUCUGUGUUUCACGCCCCAGCUGUGGAUGAGGGUUGUUAUUUGCCCUCGUGGAUUCCUGGAACAGGAGGAGCUCUUCAAAGAAACACCCCUUUCAGGUGGCUUUGUCAGUAGCUUAUGGCUUUCGAGGAGAAUGAUGUCACGGACUCGUGUUUUGUUUCCUUUGCACUGACCAGUAAGGAACGAGCUGCCCCAGUAAACCACUGGCGGGGGAAGAGCCAAAGUGUUAAUUCUAGAGCUUGAGUGAUUUAAUUCCUGUGGGCUUUUCCCCUUAAUCACCUGCUGCUUUGGAGCUCUGUUGACUUUUUAGCUGCUUUUACGGUGCUUGUCACCGUCAUGUUGGGGAGCCCUGGUGGGGCCUGGCAGUAUUAACCACAGUUCCUGUUUCUCUCACUUUUCACACCAAAAUGGGGCUAAACCCUGAUGUAAUGGGGGAGAGGGUUUGCUCUGGGGGCUGUAAUGGUCUGUGGUGCCUUGCUCUCCCCACUGAGCGUGCGGAGGGUUUUGGCUGCUCUGGGUUGCAGAGAAGUGCCAAAUGCAGGAGCCCUCUCCAGGGCUGGGUGCCUCAGGCCAGGACAUGGUUUCUGUCCCGUGCUUGCUGCAUUCCACCCAGGCUUCUGGCUGUAAUUCCAGCAGGAUAAGAAGCCUUUUCUACACGGCAUAGAAAAUAGCGGGUUUUAAACUGCGGCAAGCUUACUUUUUGGAAAAAAAACAAAAUUAAAAAAAAAUGGCAAAAAGAUGCAUAAGCCAUAAAUGAGGGGUAGUUUGUUUUUUAUUCCUAAUUCAGACUCAGGGAAUCCUCAGGCUUUAAGGAAAAAGGUUGAUGAUAUUUCAGCGAGGACUCCGGGCAGGACCUAGGUUUGCUUUAUGCCUGUAGCAGCCGCCUGUGCCUCCCCUUGCUGUGCCAGAAGGGAAUUCCUUGGGAAUCCAAAGAGGCUCCCUGGGGUGGCGAGGGGCUGGGAGGCAGCAGGGGCCACCUGUGGUGUCUGUGUUAAGCUUGGGAUAUUGCAAUAAAGGUGGGAUGAGCUGGGA
Molecule: messenger RNA, 3081 nt
Organism: Calidris pugnax (ruff)
Lineage: Eukaryota; Metazoa; Chordata; Aves; Charadriiformes; Scolopacidae
Product: putative lysosomal acid lipase/cholesteryl ester hydrolase
Exons: 9
Coding region: 221-1420 (399 amino acids)
Molecular function (GO): hydrolase activity, acting on ester bonds
Source: RefSeq, a predicted model, not a curated record